AUGCUCCCCUGGAUUUUGCUCUACAAACAAGGCUUUGUCUUCUGUGGGUGGUCACCUUAUAUUUCUGUUUAUUUUUUAUUUUUUGCUAUAGAUGGGCAGAAGAAAGUCCAAGAAGAAUUCGACAUUGACAUGGAUGCACCAGAGACAGAACGUGCGGCUGUGGCCAUUCAGUCCCAGUUCAGAAAAUUCCAGAAGAAAAAGGCCGGAUCACAGUCCUAGUAGGGACGCUCCAUCCCGUCCCACCUGAAGACACCAAGUUCAACCGCCGCCCAUCAAGAAGAGAAGAGAGCACGGUCCUAGAGAGCCACCCACACCCCGUACACACCCUGCUGCAGACCCGAAAUGCAUGUAGAGAAACCCAUAGCAUUUACGCCCCUAGCGGCCCGUGCGCACAAUGAGAUUGUGAGUAGCUUAGUCUCUGUAUCUCCAUUACGAGUCCUCUGCAACUGUUUUCCUUGAUGUUGUAAUAAAAAGGAGGUCAGAUGAGUGA
Messenger RNA from Acomys russatus (golden spiny mouse), 490 nucleotides. It is a transcript of the gene Pcp4, whose product is annotated as Purkinje cell protein 4. The record is from RefSeq and is a predicted model, not a curated record. Gene Ontology annotation, cellular component: cytoplasm. Bases 1 to 219 code for a protein of 72 amino acids. The transcript has 2 exons. Lineage: Eukaryota; Metazoa; Chordata; Mammalia; Rodentia; Muridae. Gene Ontology annotation, molecular function: calcium ion binding; calmodulin binding.